Molecule: messenger RNA, 873 nt
Organism: Peronospora farinosa
Lineage: Eukaryota; Oomycota; Peronosporomycetes; Peronosporales; Peronosporaceae
Source: the annotation of a GenBank genome assembly
AUGAACUCUGCCGUCAAUUCAAGUCAAAAGCAGCAAGAGUCUUCUGCUUCACCUACAGCAGUAGGAAUAGCAUCCCCACUCGCGACGACUGCGAUACCUGUAGAACAAGUGCAAUCUCCUAAUGCGCCGUAUAGUGCAGCUCAGCCGACGCCCAAUGCAGCGAUGAAAAUGCAGCCGACACUGCCACCUAUUGCAAUGGCGCAGCCGUUGGGCGUCAUUCAUCAGACCCAGCCACAUUUGCAUGGAGGCAGCAAAAUCUCAGUGAAUCCAAACGCCAUGCAAGUCAUUUACCGCAGCGGAGUCAACAGCGCAGAUCCGAACCAUCCGUACGUAACGGUGAUGGCCAUGGCUCCUCCUGGAGCAUCAGGAGACGCACAAGCUGACAAUGUGCGCUUUGCAUAUCUACAGAGAUGCCGAUGGAUGGCAGGCUGCUUGAUGGCGUAUUACGCUGCAACUUUCUUUUUCCUGCAGCCGUUUUUGCUAGGAAUAAUGGGUCUGGCUACGGCUUUAAUGGGUUUUAACAGUUCACGUUCACCUAUGGACAUGUAUCGACUGAAGUGGCUUCGCUGGUACAUUCGUGCCAAUUACGUCAUGCUGUGCCUUAAUAUGUGGACGCUGGUCGUGACGCUUGUGUUUAUGGGAGGCGUGAGUAGCUACGAGGACGACGCAGAGAGCGGUGAUAUCGCCAACAGCAACUACAAUUCGAACAAUAUCAGCCUCUUCCUCAUGAUGCUUGUGGCAUUUAAUACAAUUAUGCACCUGCGUUGUCUGCGGAUGGCUCAGCUUUUGGCUGCAGAGCUUGUGGCCGCUGGAGUGGCGCAUGAGCCAGUUGCUGGUGUAGUUGCGGCGAACAAUCCCGUCUCAGCAGUGUAA